Molecule: messenger RNA, 990 nt
Organism: Ipomoea nil (Japanese morning glory)
Lineage: Eukaryota; Viridiplantae; Streptophyta; Magnoliopsida; Solanales; Convolvulaceae
Exons: 3
Coding region: 86-484 (132 amino acids)
Source: RefSeq, a predicted model, not a curated record
UAUCAAAACAUCAAUAGACUCAGCAAACUCUCACUCAUUUACUCUGUUAACUACUCUCUCUCCCUUUGUUUCUCUCUCUGGAGCAAUGCAUAGGCAAUCACUAGGGUCGCCGGGAUCAAAGCACCUCAACAACUCUCAUGGAGUCAUCGUGGAAGCACGAGACGACGGCGGCUCUGUAGCCACCUUCCACGAAGACGAAGAGCGCAAGUCGCUGAGGCGUCUCGGUAAGGCCCAGAAAUACGUGCACCUAAUCCCGCUCCUCACCGUCCUUUGCUACCUCAUCCUCUACCUCUCCUCCCACCAUCCUACCGAGAAUGAUUUAGCUCAGUUUAAUGGUUUCAACGGAUUAUCUAAGCCUAUAGAAUCCGGUGUUGCAGCGAUAGAGAAGAGCAACGUUCUGGCGAUUCGAAGCUUGAGGAACCUCCGCGAGAUUGACAUGGAUAACUCAAAGCGCAGGUUUCACCGGAAAAUUGCCGAUUUCUAAGAUGUAUAAUCUGCUUCUCUCUCUAUCUCUCUCUCUGUAUCUAUUUAUCUACUGCGUCGCCGGAGUUUCGUCACCGGAGCCAGUGCUCUCCCACCGACAUCAGAUUUUUUUUACCACACCUGUUAAUUUUCUUUUUUAUUUUACCUCCCGUGCGCCUUUGUAAAAGUUAUAUUACUCCAUUUUUUUUUACCGUUGUGUAUGAUGGAGAUAUUUGUAGGCUGUAAAAUUUUGUGAACAGAAGGUUACUAUUGUGCGCCGCCGGUGAGGGGUGUAGGUUAGGUCAUUAAAAGUGCGCCGAGGCUUUGUUUUAAUGCGAAACAGCUGGAAAAAUUGGAGCGUUGCAGCAAAGGGGGCCUCGUGCUGCGGUUGGAAUCGCCAGCUGGGAAAAAAGCAUGUUUUGAUGCUAAGUCUCAUUGGCUUCUGUGAAUUAACUAACUUCGAGAACCGCUACCUCCUUCACCCAAACUCUUCCUGAUUUCUGUCCAAUAAGUGAGAAUAUUACCUCA